This is a messenger RNA of Ostrinia furnacalis (Asian corn borer), 644 nucleotides long. RefSeq names its product larval/pupal cuticle protein H1C-like. The transcript is spliced from 2 exons. The record is from RefSeq and is a predicted model, not a curated record. NCBI's taxonomy places the organism in Eukaryota, Metazoa, Arthropoda, Insecta, Lepidoptera, Crambidae. The coding region runs from base 107 to 439 and encodes 110 amino acids.
CGACUUUCUUUUUUUCACGUGUUCCGUUCCGCCCGCGUAUAAAUACCGUCGACGACGAAACGAGAGCAAUCAGUAGCUUUCGAGCAGUCUACCACAGAAGUGCACGAUGAGAUUCCUGAUUGUCGCCGCCGCCGUCCUCGCCUGCGCCGCAGCCGCGCCCUCCGGCGCCCUGCUGGCCGGGCCCUACGCCCAUGGCUACGCCGCCCCCCUGGCAGUGGCCCACGCCGCCCCCCUGGCCCUGGCGCACGCUCCAGUAGCCGUGGCCCACGCUGCGCCCGCCUUGCCCACCAUCUCCCCCGGAGACAUCCACGCCGCUGCCAUCGAUGCCCACGUUGACGCCUCAGACCACGCCCGCGCCGCCGUCGACGCCGCCCGCGAAGCCCACGACCAGCACGCCGAGCUCCACGGCCAGGCCGUCAACGCCGCCGAAGACCACUAGUGGCAGGCGCUCGACGCUGUCAAGACCCAGGAGGCUCAGCUCGACGGCGCCGCCGCCGGAGCCGCCCCCAUCUUGGCCAAGCAGAUCGCCGGACACGCCGCCUACGCCGCGCCCGUGGUCGCCCACGCCGCUCCCGUGGUCGCUCACGGCUACGCCGCCCACGCCGCGCCCGUGCUCGCCCACGCGCCCGCUGUAGCCUACGGCG